Molecule: messenger RNA, 2502 nt
Organism: Pocillopora verrucosa
Lineage: Eukaryota; Metazoa; Cnidaria; Anthozoa; Scleractinia; Pocilloporidae
Product: nucleotidyltransferase MB21D2-like
Source: RefSeq, a predicted model, not a curated record
UCGGCAUGGCGGAAGCUGGAAUUGAUCGUCUAUCAGGAAAUUCAAUCGCUAGCCUCAAUGAAGCUCUUCAAAAGCAUUUAGAUGGAGGCGGUUUUCAAGUUAUGGACGAUUUAUCAAAACAAUUAUUUCCAUCCGUGUUUGGUGCGAUUAAGAAUUGUUUGUAUAAGCCGUUACGGAAACAUCCCCUCUACAAGGAAGUCGAAUUCGUCUGGACUGGAAGCACAGCGGAAGGGGUAAAUAUUCCUAAUUUCGAUAGGCAUGGGGAUGGAAAGCCUCAUCUUGAAUUCGAAAUGGAUAUACUCUGUGUGUUCCGAGACGUUAAAGUCGGAAGAUCAAGGGACAGUCCUGCCAUACUUAUGAAGCAAGAAGACACAAGCGAGGGAUACUUUGUCGUGUAUCUGAAUGAUGAAGAUUACAGAAGAAACUGGGCCCCCUUUGCUAUUGGCCCAAGCGAUCCGAAGAGAAGGGGCGAAUUGUACCUUAAUCCAUUGUUGAUUGUAGGCGACUUGUACAAGCAAAUUGAACAUAUUUUCGCUCAAAUUCCUUUACUAAAUGAGAGAUUCCAAUUGGAAUUCAAUCCACCAGCAGUAACUUUAUCCAUGUCUUUAGACUUCCAAAGCGUUACAAUCAAUUGUGAUUUGGUUGUUGCAUUCGAGUUGCUAAAUGACUGUCUUCCAGUUGAGUAUCCAUCGUGGAUUACAGUACAUGGAAAGCCAAACUGGCUCAGUGAGGAGGCUUUUGUUAAAGCACAACAACAGCAUCUUUAUCUUGUUGGAAAGUGUUCACCAAAUGGACAAUCAAAGGUAGAAUGGAGACUGUCUUUCAGCGUUGUAGAACUUUUUCUGUUACAGGAAUUAGCAUCACAAUGCCCUGCUGCUAUAACAUGUUACAGAGUCUUUAAACAAAUAAGAUUCUGGCAUCUAAAAUGCCCUCAUAUUCUUCAUUCAUAUCACUUGAAAAUGGUGUUUCUUCAAGCGUGCCACAAGUACCCUCCAAAAUUAUGGACAGACAGUAAUUUGGCAGCCAACCUUCUUGGACUUUUGGAUGACUUGUUUUAUUGCCUGGCCACAAAGUCUUUGCCAAGUUACUUUAUUCCACGAUAUAACCUGAUUGAGGGAAUUCAUCCUGAAUUUCUGUUCACCUUACUGGAUAAAUUAAAUGAUGUGAGAAAAGAUCCCUUUAAGAACAUUAUCAAUUUAAAAAGAUGAACUUUGAACCCAUACCUCUAAAAUGAGGGUGUUAAAGCUUAUCUGCUAAAAUGGCAAAUACACAGUUAAAAAAUGUUGGGGAAGUAAGCAUUUCAGAUGGGAAUGUCUUUGCCCAUGGAAUGAGCAAUGUGAGCCAAUGAGAGGUCUGUGAGGGGCCUGGUGCUGAUAGUGCCAGACCCUAGACAAACCUCUCCCCAACUUGUCUCAAAUCUACCCAUGGGUGGAGAAAUAAUGCCCUGUAGCACUAAAAACAAGGGUCUGCUCACAGGCUAAGGAAAACUAUGACACAUCAAUGGUUAGAGAUCAAAAUCACCUAAUAUCAUUCAUCUCCCUUAGGUGUCACAUCUUGUACUUAGGGUGCAGUAAGCUAUAUAGUUACUCACAUGUGCAGAGUUUGAAAAGGGGCUUGGCCUUAACAAGUAAGGAGAAGAACUAAUUAGGUAAUAAUUGAAAAUUGGCAGGGUCUAGGUAGAAGUGAUAAAUCUGGGCUGAGUCUUGGGUUCCAAAACUCUCUCAAGUUGUCCUGCCCUUUCACUUGUUUUUAAGAGGAUUUGUAAGCCUGGAAAAAAUCCUUGACUGCUUUUAUGAAAUAUUUCUCAAAAAUAAUUCCAAACAUAUUAAGUGUGACCCCACGACCAUGUCUACAUACUCUUGUGUAAACACACCAUUUCGACCAAUAAGGGUGCACAUACUAUCUACACUAAGGGGAUACAUCAUAUCUGGCCUUAAUACCUAUUGAAGUCAAGUUCACUGACCUCAACACAGUCCUAUCAAGAAUUAAGCCCUCAGAGCAACCAGUAUUAAAUUUCACCCCUGAAUGAAAACAUUUAAGGUCUUGAGAGAAAAGGAAAUGAUCACCAACUGAAGAGGCUCUUGAUUGUGAAAUAAGUUCUCCUUGUCAUUACUGUAGGAAAGUGAGAAAUCAGCAUAGAGAAUAUGCAUACUGAUGUUAGUUCUUAAAAAUGAAAGAAAUGAUCACUGGCUAAAGAGGUUCUUGGUUCAUUAGGUAAACAAAUUCUCCUUGUCCUUAAAGGAAAUGUAUAGAGAACAGUUUGGAGAAUAUGCAAACUGAUGUUAGGGUGUAAAGGGGGAAGUGCCUGUUUAGUGAGACACUAAACUGUUGACCAUGGAUUCAUCUAUGUAACCAAAAUGAGUAAUAAUCACACAUUUACAAAUUUUUAAAUUUUCAUUGUAAAUAACUAUAAUUUUUCUGGCAAUGAAUGCAAGUGUUGCUUUGCACUCUUUUAUAGACACUAGUCAAUAGCUUUUUGGCUAACAGUAAAUAUGCUAUUUU